UUCAACGGGGAAAGCUUUAUUUUAUUUAACUCGAUUUAUAAACGAAUUGAUUUCUACUGUCGUAGAACAAUAUACAAAAGGUGUUAAUUAUGUUAUUUGUGACCCUAAGUGUUUGAAUAUAAAGGUUUACAAGUUUAUAUAAAACUUAUCAUGGAUCCCUUUACUCAGCGCAUGUUGGAGCGAGCACGGGCCAGACAGGAGAAAAUCGACCAGAAACUCGCUAGUUCCGGUCAAACACCAAGACGUAAACCGUUAAGCGAGAACGUUUCUAUUCUGAAAAAGGACGUUACACCAACGAAAUCUCCUAGUAAAGGUGCUAGAGAAUCUAUCUCGUCGCCGAGGAAAUCUUCAAGAGAGUCAUUGAAAUCAGAAUCUCCUAUUAGAUCGCCUAGGAGCAGCAAGACAGGUGCAAAUGGUGCAAUAGCAAACAAGCCUCGAAAUGACUUUGUAGUGACGAAAAAAGAGUUUGGUACACCUAAACGCGAUAGUAUCAACAGACGAAACUCGGACGUGUCCGUGGAGAUUAACAUUAUGCACAGAAAUGACAUAGAGAUUGAAGUACAAGUGGAAGAAAGAGAUGCUCCUAUUGAUGUUGUUUAUAACAAAGAGAGUGGAGUCGUUGAGAAAGAAAUUGAAGAUGACACCUCUAAACGUCCGUUGGAGACGAACCUUGACGAAGUGGAACAAAAGACUGAAAAGACCGGCGUGAAGAACAACCUGAGGAACAAGUCUAGACUUGACAGACUCGGGAAUCUGUAUUCAGAAACCCCAACCCUCUCGUCGCCUAUUCACCGCACGGAACAAGAUUUCCACUCGACCACACCUCCCAAGGUCCAGGAGUCAAAGACCAGACCCAGGGACGGGAAGAAAUUCGGCAGACUCGCGGCUUUGGCUGACCAGAUCAACAAUUGGGAGGAUGACCUGACACAUCAUAAUAUUCAUCCUGAACCCGCAAAAGACAAGAAAAAUCCAAUGAGACCCGCAAAAAAGGAAAAACAUGACGCGUCCACCCUCGACAUCUCAAUACACUCAAUCAACGAUAUCAAUAAGGCACUGCACACUGUCAAAUCUGACCAGACCUCAAAAUCAUCAUCAUCGAAACACACAUUCACAAAACCAAGCACGCCGCUCGACAAGAAAAUUGUUGCUGAACUGGAACACGAGGGCUACCGUCGCGUCUCGGCCAGCCAAUCGCGGCUCGUUUACGAUUUCACCACGGAAACCGCCGAUCGCACCCGACAGGAGCCGAAGCGGACAUCGACAACCCCCAGUGCAGCUGCAACCCCCAACAUGGCUGCCGCCGUGGCCUACAAGCCGGCGAUUACAAAAAAACCUUCAAUUAAAAAAUAUAAAGCCCCCACGCCGCCUGUGGAGGAAAAUUGUGACAGUGAUAAAGACAAGGAAAAUAAUGUGCUGGUUACUGAAGAAAAUCAUAAUAAUGAAACGAAUUGUGUACAAACAAAAGACUCUCCUAUUAUCAAACGCUUCGCGCCAAUAACGAAUAAUGAUAGAAGUUCAGUUCUAUCCAGGGCAGCUAUGUUCGAAGCUGGGAGUCCGAAGGCUAAGGACCCAGCAGAGAUGUCCCUUAGGGAGCGUAAAGCGCUAUUUGAGAAGAAUAAAGGGGCCGCUAUCGUGCCUAAAGCACCGUUCGGCCAGGCACCCUCCGCUAAAACCCUCAUGGGCGAUAAAGACAAAAAACCGGCAGUGCCAACCACACCGUCAAAAACUAGACGAAACUCCCAAGACGAAGACAGUAUCAGUGUGACCUCCGUCGGAGGGAUCAAAGGCAAACUGGCCGCUCUAUUCAACAAGGAGCAGACGAUAAGCGAGACGACCAUAGCUAACAAGUUCAAGCAGGAAAGGGAGAGGGAGAUGGAGAUGUUGCAGAACAGAUUUCAUUAUAAGCCAAAACCAGAACCGGAACAGCCAAACGACUCAGACGAGGACCAAAACGACAAUGAGCCCUCAGAGAAGGCCCCUCUCAUGGGCAGCACCACCAGCCUGGCCCCUAAGAAGCCGGAGGUCAUCGCUAACAUACCCAAAGUGACGUUCGAUGAGGCCAGGAAAGCGGAGGAGAGGCGGGAAAAGAUUGAGGAGAAGAUUGCUGGCGCGCAGCCUGUUAAGAGACGAAGUUCCCAAGACUCGCCCGUAGUCCUAUCCGUUCUAGAAGACGUAAAAAGAAUAAAAGUGAACAACAAGAAGGAACCAAACGGCACGGUCACCAGCCAACCGGCCAGCAUAUACCCUCAUCUAUCCGACAUAGAGACAGACAACUCCAACACACAGGACGAAUACUCCGACUGCGGGGGCUCGAGCCAAGAGAACAUAAAUGACAAUUUGAACAAAUCUGACAACUGGGCAGAUACAUCUUUCGGACGGGAAGUUAUGAAUGUGGUAAAGAAAAACAACUCGAGCUACAAAAAGGCAGUAAAAGAGUCGGACUCUGAGGAUUCCCAGAGCGAGUGCAACAGCGAGCUGGACGACCUGCUGGACGAGGCGCUGGACGAGAGCGAUGGACCCACGCCGCCUAAACUUAACAAGAACGGCAGCCUGUCCUCAACCAGUUUCGUAUACCAGGACAAGGAUAAGCAGUUCAAGUCGCCGCUGAAGACGCAGCCAGCCACGCCGCGCGCCGACAAGGGCGCCGAGCUCGUGCACAGCGUCAGCUUCUACAGGAGGAUGCAGAGCGCGUCGUCAACGCCAUCGACGCCAAUGCGCGUCAUCCGGCACACGUCUCCCGAGCGGGAGAUCCCGGCCACGCCCGACGAGCCCGCCGUGAACGUUACGACCGUGCGACAGCGGAUCAAAGAGCUGCAGGCAGAGGUCGCUAAACAGCAGACUGUCAUAUCACAGGCCAGUCAAGCUCUGAACCUGUGCGCAGCUACUAUAGAGUUCAGCGGAUCUACCGAACAAGCGGAAGGCGAAAGACUGCUUCUACUUGCAACCCACCGCCGCCAAGCGUGCCUACACGAGAUCCAGCGCUUGCAGGUAGAGGGCGCCGGCGCGGGCGCCGCCCCCGGCAUGGCGGCCACACACAUCGACAGUCUCAGCGUGCCGCUACGGAGGGAAUACGUGCGGCAACUCAACGCAGAUGGCGCCGUUGGCCACCACGCAGUAUGCCUGCUCAAGUGCCGCGAUCGAGUGCUAGCUACCAGCAUGCAGCUGACACAGCCCACCACCCAUCUGUUACACUUCCCCGAUGAAAUCCGUAUGGAGGGACUCGCCAGCGAUUUUAAAAUAACCGUGGAAGUUUACUUAUUGCAAGCUUCAAAAGAAAUACUACCGCAUGAGGUUAAAUACCAUAUCUCGAAUAAAAAGUGUAACAACAAGCUCCUGACGCCCAAGUCCAAGGUGUCGGAGCUAAAGACGCCGCGAGUCCAGAGUCCGGGCGGGCCUCUCUCGGUGCGCAGCCCGCAGCUGCAGCUGCACGGCUACUGCAUCUUCGCGCUGCAGCAGACCAGCCGCAAGAGCUUCACCCUCAACAAGGUCCCCGGCGGCAGUCCCCUGGAAGGCUCCAUCAACCUCGGCAUCAAGGCCCGGCUGCGGGUCUCGCCGCCGGCCUCGCACGCGGCCUUCCUCACCGCCUUCGACGACGUCUCCGGCCUCGGGGCCUGGCACCGCCGCUGGUUCCGCCUGCAGCCCCCAAGGCUCGCCUACUGGAAGUACCCUGAUGAUGUGCAGAAAAAGAUGCCGAUCGGCGACAUCGAUCUGACAACAGUAAUAUCUGACAAGAUUGUCCGCGCCCCGCGCGACCUGUGCGCGCGGCCGAACACGCUGCUGCUCGAGACAACCGUGCCCACUGGCCUCAUCGUACCCGACUCCGGGUCGCUAGUCUACUUCAAGCGGGCCGACGGGGCGGUAGUCAGGAGACACCUAUUAGCUGCUGAUACGGCGAAGGAUAGGGACGAGUGGCUGGAGUGUCUUAAUAAGGCGCUCGAGUAUGUCAGGUGCUGUCCUGAUGAUGAGUAA
This is a messenger RNA of Cydia amplana, 3969 nucleotides long. It is a transcript of the gene scra, whose product is annotated as anillin. The transcript is spliced from 22 exons. The record is from RefSeq and is a predicted model, not a curated record. Gene Ontology annotation, biological process: mitotic cytokinesis; actomyosin contractile ring assembly; septin ring organization. Gene Ontology annotation, cellular component: actomyosin contractile ring. Bases 151 to 3969 code for a protein of 1272 amino acids. Lineage: Eukaryota; Metazoa; Arthropoda; Insecta; Lepidoptera; Tortricidae.